Molecule: messenger RNA, 1356 nt
Organism: Paracoccidioides brasiliensis Pb18
Exons: 4
Coding region: 1-1356 (451 amino acids)
Biological process (GO): protein phosphorylation; regulation of glucose metabolic process
Cellular component (GO): mitochondrion
Molecular function (GO): pyruvate dehydrogenase (acetyl-transferring) kinase activity
Source: RefSeq, a predicted model, not a curated record
AUGUGGAAGGCUUCCGACCGUCUGAUAGAUACGAUCCGUCACUAUGCUUCGUUUCCCGCUACUGGUGUCUCUCUGAGGCAAAUGGUCCGGUUUGGAGAGAGGCCUUCAACGGGUACCCUCUUUCGUGCUUCCCAGUUUCUCUCCGAAGAGCUGCCCAUACGCCUUGCGCAUCGCGUACAGGAACUGGGUGACCUUCCAGAUGGCUUGAAUGAAAUGCCAUCAAUAAAAAAGGUCCGCGAUUGGUAUGCACAAUCAUUCGAGGAAAUCAUCACUCUCCCACGACCUACGCUCUCGCAAGAAGUCAGAUCUCGUCUCCUCCGCCCAAGCAAGCAGAAUGGCCGGGAUGCCAACGUUCUGGACGAAGCUACCCCCAACCCAAGCAUAACAGACGGCCAAUAUCGAUCGUCCACGACUUCCAUUCUCAAAGGAGACGAGUCAUGUGCCAAUGGAGUCACGAACGGCAGCAAUGGAAACGGCAAGAGAACAGGAGCUGGAAGCCGAAGAUACUUUGUUGCCACAGAUGAUGGCGGAGACUGGCCACCAGAGCUCAAUGAAUACAACAACAAGUUCUCCAAGACGCUGCAGCACAUCAAGCGGAGACACGAUGGCGUCGUAACAACUGUAGCACAGGGUAUCCUGGAAUACAAGCGCAAAAGACAGCGCAUGCAAAUUGACUCAAACAUCCAGUCGUUCCUGGACCGCUUCUACAUGUCCCGCAUAGGCAUACGCAUGCUCAUAGGCCAGCAUGUCGCUCUCACCGAUCAAAUCUACGUCCACCACCCCAACUACGUCGGCAUAAUAUGCACAAAGACAAACGUUCGCGAAUUGGCUGAGGAAGCCAUCGAGAACGCCCGGUUCGUCUGCGAAGAUCACUAUGGCCUCUUCGACGCUCCCGAGGUGCAGCUGGUGUGCAAAUCCGAUCUGAACUUUAUGUAUGUCCCCGGCCACCUAUCGCAUAUGCUCUUCGAGACCUUGAAGAACUCGCUGCGUGCGGUUGUUGAGACUCACGGGGCUGAAAAGGAGGCAUUCCCCGUUACCAAAGUGAUUGUCGCUGAGGGCAAGGAGGAUAUUACGAUUAAAAUCUCCGACGAGGGUGGUGGUAUUCCCCGCUCCUCGAUCCCGCUUGUCUGGACGUAUAUGUACACCACAGUCGAUCAGACACCCAGUUUGGACCCGGAUUUCAAUAAGAGCGACUUCAAAGCGCCCAUGGCUGGAUUCGGGUACGGAUUGCCGAUAAGUAGGCUGUAUGCGAGGUAUUUUGGUGGUGAUUUGAAACUGAUAAGCAUGGAAGGCUACGGCACAGACGUCUACCUCCACCUAAACCGCCUCUCCUCCAGCUCCGAACCGCUCCAGUGA